Molecule: messenger RNA, 231 nt
Organism: Schizophyllum commune H4-8
Lineage: Eukaryota; Fungi; Basidiomycota; Agaricomycetes; Agaricales; Schizophyllaceae
Exons: 2
Coding region: 1-231 (76 amino acids)
Source: RefSeq, a predicted model, not a curated record
AUGUCCCCCUGUCGUGCUCAUACGACCCCUGUAUCAAUGCUGACUAGCACGCUUGGCUACGCCAAACACUGCGCUCACGCCGAUCCGAAGCCAGGCGCGCUGGUUCGAUCAUCAAGCCAUCGAAGCAUUCGUUGUGCAGAUCCUAGUCCUCACAAGCUUUUCUUGGUGCGUGCUUCGGGCGCGCAGACAUGCCAUUUGCACUGGGCAGCUCCGAUAUUGAAGACCAGCUAG